AUGAAAAUAAAAACUUGGAUCUUUUUGAUCUCUGCCAUCUCGGCUCAAAGUUUGCCACGUGGGAAGGAACCGCCUGAAAUUAAUAGUUUGGAGAAUGGUGGUUGGAAUUAUUCCACAGACGCGCCCCACCGCACCUCCGCAGCAGUCUCAUUCCGUCGUCGAUUCAACAGGGAUGUCAAUGAUGCCAACCUGGAAACCCAUGUGUCAAAUCUGAAAAUGGUGGCUCGUAUCACGAAUGGAAUGAGCAUUCUCGCCAAAUCGAUGCAUCAUUCUCUAGAAGUCGAACAGUUCAUCUCUGAAGUUCUUCGUUUUGGAGAUAUCACACCAACUCAGAUUGAUGCACUCGACGGAGCGAAACUGAAUGAGUUCUUGAACAAUCUGAAAACACUGCCGGACGAUGUGAUGCCUACGGCUGCCGCUUCAAAAGAUAUAGUCGAGAAAGUGGAGAAGGUGUUUGAUGGGUUGAAGAAGAUUCUCGUUGAAGUCGAUGGAGUCGGAGAUAUAAGGGAAUGGAAGGAAGAAAAAGACCACUUUCUCAAAGAGAUCGAACGUCUCGGAAAAGAUGGAGUCCCGCUGGCUCCUAUAAACACAAUACACGCAGUUAAUGGUAACUGGGCAGAUCAAUCUCCGGAACUUCUCAAAAAUGAUUCAAAAUCCACACGAGACGACUUGAAAGGAAUCAGAGAUCUUUUUAGUAGACUUAAAACAAAAAGCCAGAGCUUUGAUGCUGAUACCAAAUUUUGGAGUUUUGCAAAUUUCACGAAUGCAGUCGAUGGGAUCUCUCCGGUGUUGAAAGCAGCAGAAGGUGUCGAAGUGUAUGACAAAGUUUUUAAAACUAUCAAAAUGGACGAAAAAGAUGAAAAUGAUUACGUUGAGUAUCUGAAAUUGGUUGUCAGCAAACUGAAGGGACCUCUGGCUCGUAUGGAUUAUGUGAAGAUCGUUUCCGAACUUCUGACAAGUCGUGCUAAGAAAGUUCAUCAGCGGAGACUCCGAGACACAUUUGGACUAUCCAACGGAGCUGCGGACUUUGCCUCGUUAUCCACCGAUGUUGAGAAUCCCUGGAUUCAGAAAGUGAUCAAAACGAAAAGUCUCAAAACUUCGUUCAGUCAUUUCGACAGGAUAUCAGAGCUCUUCACCAACAUUGAACAGACUUUCAAAGGAGACUUGGAAGGCUUCAAGAAAAUGUUGCAUUUUUUGGAUUCGAUUCCCCAAAUCCUUGCAAAAGUCGGUCUCACCAAAGCUGACAUUCACCAAGCUCGUAAUUGUAAUCGUCCUGUGGCAGAUGAUAUCAAAACGGACUUAUUCACUCCAUUCUACCAGUCCCUUGAGACGAUCGAUGACAAAUUGAGUGGUUUGAAGAAUGAGACUCAAAAACUUUCAACACUUUUGAAGACACCUGGAAUUGCUGAAAUGUGCGAUGAAGUCAUUGCAAUUUGUAAUGAACUCAAGGAUGACGAUUCGAAUUUGAAAGAUGUCUUGAAGAAGUUUCGGGAAUAUCCGAAAAUGAAAAACUUGACAGCUCAUAUCACCGAACUGAAGAAAGUAACUUCCGAUAUCUCUUCAAAACAACUGGACAGCUACAAGACUGAAACCGCAAAUGUGGUGAACAACAUGAAAAGUUUGAAUGACUACCAAAAUCGUAUUGGUGAAUAUGCAACAUACUUCAAAUGCCUUCAAGAUCAGGACAAGUUGAAAUCGGUGUUCAAAGCGUUGGAUGGACUCAAUGAGAUUCGUGGGUGGAGCCAAAACACGGACUACUCGAAAGCGUUGAGUGACGGGAGUGGUGUGAUGAAUGGGGUGAUUGGAGUAAAAGGAUACUUGUCGGAAUUGAAGAAGUCUGUGGAGUCGUUGGAACAGUUGGAUUCUCCAGAAGCUAAAAUGUUGAAAGAAUUCUCAUCGGCAUCGACACACUCAGAGAAUAUCGGAAAAGCUGUGCAAGCACUGGAUGGUAUGCGUUUGGCACUCAAAAACCAGGCUGGAAUUCAAAAGGUGGUUGACAAUAUUCCAGUGGUUUCGAGUCAUAAGGCACAACUGACGGAUACUGUAGACGUGGCGAAUCUGGAAAAGUUGGUCGGGUCGUCAAGUGAGAUUGAAGUCAUGCUCACGUCGUUGGGCACUUUUAAGAAGACGGUGGUACCCUUUGUCAGCACGGAUACGUUUGCAGCUCAAUCAGAGAUAUUCGAGAAUGGAAAGAAGGUGACGGGUGUGACUGGUGGCUUCUCCGUGAUGAGUGAGGCUGUCGGGAAGUUGAAGAAGACUGUGAAGGGUCAAGACGCCUCGAAGUUGAAUGAUGUUGAAGAUGGUUUGAAUACAAUGGACUCGCUCAAUUUGGACUUUGCCUCAUUCAAAACCGAUCUCGAUGCAUCCAAGAAGUCACUGGCUGAACUUGACUUGUUCUUUGCCAGUAACUUCAAGGCCUCCAAAGUGACUCUCAGUCCUGGUAAUACUCCAUCAGGGAAUCAAGCGAAUCCUACUACGCUCGGAGGUCAGCAAGUUUGGGCUACUACUGGUGUAGAUGAGAAAAAAGAGUUAAAUGUUGAUCUACUCGUCGGAAUUGCAGCUGGUUUCUUGGUGCUUCUACUCCUGGUCAUUCUUAUUCAUGGUCUUCUUCACAAAUACAAACGUAGAUGGCUGGUGGAUCAUUACUGUAUCAAAUGGAAGGCCACACCCGAGAUUUUGUUUGACAUUUAUUAUGAAUACUUCAAAAGGAAGUUCGAUGCAUUGCGACUUGACGAGACGAAUUUGAAAGGCCAUAUGGAUGCUGUAGUUUUUAAGUAUUUUACUUCUGCGUAUGAAACUGACAAGUGCGAUGCAAUCGACUUUAAAAAAAAGGACGCAAUUGAUUCCGAUUGCAGAUAUCCCACGGAAUUGUGGGCUGAGAAUGCACCGGUUCUGAAAGGUUAUGAUGAUCGGUUUGAGAAUAAUUUCUUCCACGCCAACAUGUGCUCGUUUUACACUCGAAAGGAAUGGAUGUUGACAGAGGCUCCACAGAUGAAAAGCGCAGACAAAAAUUGCACAAUUUCGAAAAUGUUUUGGAUGGCUAAACAGAAUAAAACUCAGAGUAUUGUGAUGUUGUGCGACUUGAAAGAGAAAGACAAACCUGUGUGCGAUCGCUACUAUCCGGAGACACCCGAGAGUGAAGCUCUCACGUUUGGAGAUCUUACGGUUAGAUGCCAUCAAAUGACAAAACCCUGUAAAGGACUAGAAAUUCGUCUACUAUUUGCGAAAUUCGGUGACGAGGAGGAGUUCAGCGUUGCUCAUUACAAGUUUACUGGGCUCAAAAUAACGGGAUUCCCAAAAUCGAUGGCCGGCCUAAUGCAAGUGUAUAAUGCUCUUGAACGUGACACCCAGUCUCCAAUCAUUCAUUGUUCCAAAGACAAUCGAAGAACUGGACUGUUUACUUUCGGCGCAAUGCUCUAUGAUGAUUUUAAGAAGACACAAAAAGUGAACCUCAAAACUAAUUUGAUAAAAAUCCGAAAGCUGAGAGUUGGAUCAGUCCCUAAUGCUGAGGACUACUCGUAUGGUGCACGUAUUUGUUGGGAAAUGUUGGCUUCGAAAGUGAAACUUGACGACCUUCGAAAACAGAAGUAUGAAGCGUAUAAAGCAAUGGAACUGUUUGCAGAGGGAGGCACCACGUAUUACCGUCUUAUGAAGACACCCGGCGAUCAAAAUUGA
Caenorhabditis remanei is the source of this 3675-nucleotide messenger RNA. RefSeq lists its product as uncharacterized. NCBI's taxonomy places the organism in Eukaryota, Metazoa, Nematoda, Chromadorea, Rhabditida, Rhabditidae. The transcript has 12 exons. Gene Ontology annotation, biological process: protein dephosphorylation. Gene Ontology annotation, molecular function: protein tyrosine phosphatase activity. The record is from RefSeq and is a predicted model, not a curated record. Bases 1 to 3675 code for a protein of 1224 amino acids.